Molecule: messenger RNA, 3041 nt
Organism: Amphibalanus amphitrite
Lineage: Eukaryota; Metazoa; Arthropoda; Thecostraca; Balanomorpha; Balanidae
Product: zinc finger RNA-binding protein-like
Exons: 9
Coding region: 422-2677 (751 amino acids)
Cellular component (GO): precatalytic spliceosome
Molecular function (GO): double-stranded RNA binding; zinc ion binding; single-stranded RNA binding
Source: RefSeq, a predicted model, not a curated record
UCGUCGGCUGAGAACGAUCAGAAUCAGCCGCAGCGGACGCUGUGCUGGGAAAGUGGAGUUUGCGUCGGCACCGACAGUCCACUCCAGUCUGUGACGUCACGAUUGCAAUGUGACGUCAUCGCUCCGUCGUGUGACGUCACUUCUCUGCAGUCUCGGCUGACGGCCCGUCGUGAGGGAGUACCGUCAGCGGCGGCGGCGCGGUCGGCGCGAAUCGAGCUCAGCGCGCAGGCCAGAGCGGCGGACAAGGGUCAGUGUCAGUGAAGCUGCGGGUCGAGAUUGGUUGGUCGGAGAGGCAGCCGAGUCAAGAGGAUCAAUCAAAGUCAGCGGCGAGCGACCUCCACUGCCAGCUAGAGCCUAGGAUCUGCGUGCCCUAAUUCACCAACAAAACAACAGCAACAACAACAACCUUCCGCUGGUCAGGAUGCGGCCGGGCGAUGCCAGGUCGCCGCCACCGGCGUUUUGGCCUCGGACAGCGUCUCCGGGCGGGCCGACGACGGUGGCGGGCCCGGCGCGAGGCUACUUCUGCAAGAUCUGCCGACUGCACUGCUCGGGACCGGAGCCGUGGCGCCAGCACAUUGACAGCGCGCGCCAUAUGAAACUGGAGAGGGACCUGCGCGCGCGGGGCGCGGCCGGCGCGGCGGACGGGUCCCCUGCCAACCCCGGCUCGCCGCUGGCCGUCUCCGACUCUGACUCCCCGACUCCCAGCCCGAGUCGGCGGCCCCCUGGCGCCGAGGCGAGGCCGUUCUUCUGUGAGGCGUGCCAGCUGGGCUGCUCGGGACCCGAGCCCUGGAGGCAGCACCUGCAGAGCGCCAAACACCUGAAGAGGUCGAGCCUGGAGCAGGCGGCCGGCGGAGUGGCCACCGGCCAGCAGAGCGUGGAGCACAUCCUCGGCUCUGGCGGAUCCCCAGCUCUGCCCUCCGCUCCAUCUGCGGGAGGCAGCGGCGGUAGCUUCUACUGCCAGUACUGCCGACUCAGCUGCUCGGGCCGUGAACCGUGGAGACAGCACGAAAACAGCGCCAAACAUCUGAAGAAGAAGGCGCAGGCCGAGGCGGCCGGGUUCUGGAGCCCUCCCUCUGCGGACCCCGUGGACGAUCGGCAGAGCCCGUCUGUGGCCUCCGACUCGGCGCCGGCCGCCGUUCCGCAGCCGGUCGACCACUCCUUCCACUGCGCCGCCUGCAGCAUCACCUGCUACGGCGCCGAGCCGUGGCGGCAGCACACGGAGAGCGGCAGACACCUGAAGCUGACGGCCGAGGCCGCUCGGAGGGAGAUUGGUGGGGGCUCGCAGGCGGUGUCCGACUCGCCGCAGCCGUCCGGCCGCUCCACCCCGGCCAGCCUGCCGGGCCGCCAGUACUACUGUGAACUGUGCCGGGUCGGCUGCUCCGGGCCCGAGCCCUACAAACAGCACGUGCAGAGCGCCAAGCACAUCAAAACGGCGGCGGAGACUGGACAGGCGGCCUCUCAGGAGCUACAACGCAGUUUGUCUUUGGCCAGCAGUGAGAGCAGUUUCGUCGUUCUGUCGGACUCUGCUGCUCCGCCGUCUCAGCCGUCCAGCCGCUCCACCCCGGCCAGCCUCCCGGGCCGCCAGUACUACUGUGAACUGUGCCGGGUCGGCUGCUCCGGGCCCGAGCCCUACAAACAGCACGUGCAGAGCGCCAAGCACAUCAAAAUGGCGGCCGACCACUGCGCGUCUGCCCCGGCCCCGGGGCCGGAGCCGGAGCCGGGGCCGGAGCCGGAGUUAGUUCCGGAGCCGGAAUCGGUCACCAUGAGUGAGGUAUCCAGCAGCUCUUCCUCUAUGGAAACAGCAGAGGCCCUACCGUGGCCGAGCACCAACCCGUUCAACCCCUUCUUGCCCUCGGCUGUCUCGGACGGAGCUGCGUCUUCCAAGGACCCGUUUUCGGCUGUCUCGGACGUCGCUGCGUCUUCCACCGAUCCGCCGUCGGCGUCGUCUGCGUCUUUCAGCGACCCGCCGUCGGCGUCUUCUGCGUCGGCGGCGGCGGGGGACGGGUCUGGCGUCCCGUCGCCGGCCCCGCGGGACUGGGAGUGGGUCCCAUCGACACCCUCCGAGAGAUCGGCCGUUACCGGCGCGGGGGAGGCGCUCAUCCCGCUGGCUGGUAGCUCCGCCAGCGGCCGAUCGACGCCGGCCUCUGGCCUCAGCAGCGGCCGCGCCACGCCGGCCAGAGGCCCGGCCACACCGGCCUUCGUCGGUGUGAUCGGAGGCGGGUACCGGUGUCACGUGUGUCAAAUAGACUGCACCGGCCCGGAGAGUCUGAGGCAGCACCUGGGCGGGACCAAACACCUGAAAAUGCUGGCGAUGAGCCCGCGCGCGGACCCAGGGGCGUCUGCGGACUGUGUGGACUCUCUGCAGGGGGCCGGCCCUGCGUCCCCUGCCGGCUGGCUCUCCGCCGGCGCCUCACCGGCCGCCCCUGCGUCCCCUGCCGGCUGGCUGUCUGCCGGCGCCUCACCGGCCGGCCCGUCCGCCCUCCUGGACCCGUGCCGCUCCAUCCGCCUCGGCAGUCAGCUGCACGACCAACUCGACCGAAAGGACGGCAUAUCGGAGCACGACUCGCUGACUGCCGCCGACUGCCUGCGCCGGCUGCAUCCAGAGGGACUGGUUGCCUUCCUCGAGGAUAUACCCCUGGUGCGCUGCAAUCAGCCGUUCUCGCGCGCGCGCUGCUGAGAGCUCGGCGGAGAGGCGGGAGGGGGUGCUAUUUCCAUUGGAUGUCAGUCAGAUACCCAUACUUUGGCCUACCAAUACCUAAUGCCCAUUGCCCACCCAGCCUUAUGUUUUGACAUUUUGUUAGUUUUCCCCUUCUCAAAUUAAUAUAAAACUCUCUGAAUAUCGGUAACUAUUUCUCUCAAUUUCCCAGGUUGGCCAAUUUUUGUUUUGUGUUUUACGUGGUUUGGUUUGUAUUCGCAUUUCCCUCCGGUAUCGGCGUCCCAAUUUUCUGUAACUGACAUCCAAUAGUACCCGCGGUGGAUAGCUGGUAGCCUGACGAUUAUGGUGGGGGAAGUAGGACUUUUCAUACCUGCUGUCGGGUACG